AUGUCUGCCUCCGCCGAAGCCCGUCUGAUCCUCAAGUACUUUGGCACCGUCUCGAAGACGGUCUCCACGGUCGGCCAGCGUGCCAUGACCGGUGCCGCGUCCGGCCACGCCUCGGCCAACGCGUCCCCUGUUGCCAAGGCCGUGACAGGCGCGGCGCCCGUCGCCGACCGCGAGGCCCUGCUGGCCUUCAUGCGCGCCAACCCCGUCACCUUCUACCCCGCCCAGAUGCGCAUGGCCAUGUGA
Messenger RNA from Auxenochlorella protothecoides, 243 nucleotides. RefSeq lists its product as hypothetical. The transcript is spliced from 2 exons. The record is from RefSeq and is a predicted model, not a curated record. The coding region runs from base 1 to 243 and encodes 80 amino acids. Lineage: Eukaryota; Viridiplantae; Chlorophyta; Trebouxiophyceae; Chlorellales; Chlorellaceae.